This is a messenger RNA of Cooperia oncophora, 600 nucleotides long. The record is from the annotation of a GenBank genome assembly. NCBI's taxonomy places the organism in Eukaryota, Metazoa, Nematoda, Chromadorea, Rhabditida, Trichostrongylidae.
AUGUAUUCGACCGUGAUCAAUAUCAACAGUUGUUCACCCGCCCUGUCGCGUCCUCUCAUCCCUCCGUCAAACCUACCAUGUGAUCCAGUCGAUCUCAGAAUUGUCGACCAUCCUAUGAGUGAUCUUUUCUCUGUUUUCGCGGUUUUCUCGGCCAGCAAUACGAUCUCUUUUGUGGUGGCCGUGCCUGAUGAGCUAGCAAACUACAGCCUUUUCCUUCAUGAACAGCUCCAGUUGCCUCAACGCAGUUCAUGGACCCUAUGUAACGGCAGUUUUGAGUCCACCAUUCUCAUUGCAAAUGAAACCACUGUCUACCACAUGGACAUUUCCCCAUGGCUUGAAAACUAUGCGGAGGCACUCGGCGGGUCGGGGGCUGGCACGGGUUCAUCUUCGUCUAUGAAAAGUACUGUAGCACGUGAACUGAUAACUACAUUGCCGUGCAAAAGUGCUGAGAAAUCGGAGUUACCGCAUUUUUCAUGGUCCGGCACAGGAAACGUCUGUGGGUGUCCAUCAUGCAUCUCGACACGUCCUCGUGCCAAGUACGCCACUAUUUCAUCGCUUGACGUCAUGGAUCCAUCCACCAUUAGCGACCGCAUUCCUUAA